AUGCCUCUUGCAGCGAUCGCACAAUUCACAUCCACCAACAUUCUCGCCCAGAAUCUCAAAAUAUGCCAAAACUUCAUACAUACCGCAGCUUCCAAAGGCGCUGUAGCUCUCUUCCUCCCCGAAGCCUCGGAUUACAUUUCCAGCAGUGUGGAGGAGUCUCUCACUCUCUGCCAGCCCGUUGACACAUCUCCGUUUGUCCUUGGCUUGCGGGAGGAAGCGAGGAAAUGCGCUUUACGGGUUAGCGUUGGCAUACACGAGCCUACAGGAGAUGGGUUGAAAGAGAGGGUCCGGAACACGAGUAUUUGGAUCAAUGAGCGUGGGGAGAUAACACAGAGGUACCAAAAGGUGCAUAUUUUUGAUGUAGACAUUGAAGGAGGGCCAAGAAUUCUUGAGAGUCGGAGUACGGAACCUGGAACUGUUCUGACACCGCCGUUUGAUACACCUAUUGGGAAAUUAGGUCUAUUGAUCUGCUUCGACCUUCGGUUCCCAGAAGUCUCGCUAGCCCUCCGACGACUGGGCGCCUCAGUUUUAACCUACCCCGCAGCAUUCACAGUUCCAACUGGACAGGCACACUGGGAGACACUAUUGCGUGCUCGGGCUAUUGAAACACAGAGUUGGAUUAUCGCUGCAGCUCAGGUCGGUAAGCAUAACGAGAUGAGGAAGAGUUAUGGACAUGCGAUGGUAGUAGACCCUUGGGGAAAAGUAGUUGCAGAGUGCUUGGAAGAAAAGGAGGAUAUAUGCUUUGCCGAAAUAGACAAUCAAAUGAUAGCGAGGGUUAGGAGGGAAGUCCCGCUGAAGAGAAGAUUGUCAGUUCCCCAUUUAUAUUCAAAUAAAAAUUAA
Tuber melanosporum (Perigord truffle) is the source of this 840-nucleotide messenger RNA. RefSeq lists its product as uncharacterized. Gene Ontology annotation, molecular function: hydrolase activity, acting on carbon-nitrogen (but not peptide) bonds, in linear amides. The transcript has 3 exons. NCBI's taxonomy places the organism in Eukaryota, Fungi, Ascomycota, Pezizomycetes, Pezizales, Tuberaceae. The record is from RefSeq and is a predicted model, not a curated record. Bases 1 to 840 code for a protein of 279 amino acids.